UGAAAACAUUCAAACAAUUUUCUAACCUCUAGUGUACUUGUCAAAAAAUCAAAAGAAGUUUUUUCCCUUAUAAUUGAAAGAAAAACCUCAAUGAAAUGGCUGACAAUAAGGGAGACUUCCUUCGAUAUGCGGUUAUGGAUGCAGAUGUCUAUGCAAUGUGUGUUCAGCAUGCAUUAUCAACAGAAAAGGAGGAAAUAAUGGGAUUGCUCAUUGGCGAAGUAGACACUAUACAUAAGAGAUCAUACAUUAAAUCUACUAUGAUAUUGACCAGGAGUGAUAAAAAACCAGAUCGGGUUGAGAUAUCACCUGAACAAAUUUGCACCGCAUCAUCCUACGCCGAUAAACUUGCAGAAAGAAUGAAAAGGCCUUGGAGGGUACUAGGCUGGUAUCAUUCACAUCCUCAUAUAACAGUUUGGCCUAGUAUUGUCGAUCUCCGGACACAAGCUACCUACCAAAUGAUGGAUCCAUUUUUUGUUGGCCUCAUUUUUUCUGUUUAUCAGACUAGUGGAAAUUCAAUGAACAACAGUGUAUAUAUUUGUUGCUUUCAAACGGUCAGAAAUGGUUCGUCAUGUGAUAAGAGAUGUGUAAACUUGGAAAUUGCACCAUCAAGUCUUAAAUCUUACAACUUAGAAGGAUCCAUAAAACUGCCUAAAAUACUAUAUGAAGAAGAAGUGAAGUCUCAUGAUGAACAAACCAGUGAAGAUAUGGAUAAUCUAACUCGAUUAUAUAAUGAAUCAAUCAAAACUGUGGAAUUAGUUCAUAUUGUAUCCUAUGUAGCAAAGCCUUUAGCAAUUGAUUUGGAGGAGAGGCUGAAUAUCACGAAAAAAAGGAUUGCAGAAUUGGAAAAACUCAAGAGACGUUUAAUAGCACAAAAAAACCAAUGAUACGGUUCUUGGUAUUGUUUAUAACAUACUUCCACUGAUUCAGAAAAGUUAGUUUAAUAAUAAAAUAAUUUAUUAUGUCUGUUAUUUCAAAAUUGUUUUUAUUAGGAGGUUGCUCAAUAUUAUCUAUUAUAUUUUUAUAUUUA
Messenger RNA from Coccinella septempunctata (seven-spotted ladybird), 1027 nucleotides. Its product is annotated as lys-63-specific deubiquitinase BRCC36-like. Lineage: Eukaryota; Metazoa; Arthropoda; Insecta; Coleoptera; Coccinellidae. The transcript is spliced from 4 exons. The coding region runs from base 96 to 884 and encodes 262 amino acids. The record is from RefSeq and is a predicted model, not a curated record. Gene Ontology annotation, biological process: double-strand break repair. Gene Ontology annotation, cellular component: BRISC complex; BRCA1-A complex. Gene Ontology annotation, molecular function: metallopeptidase activity; polyubiquitin modification-dependent protein binding.